AUGAGAAAGAGGGUUUGGAUUAACUCUGGUGAUAUCAUUUUAGUAUCCCUGCGGGACUAUCAAGACAGCAAGGCGGAUGUCAUUGCGAAAUACACCCCUGACGAGGCAAGGAGCCUGAAAACGCACGGAGAAUUGCCCGAAACUGCCAAAAUCAACGAAACGGACAUUUUUGAUGACGACGCACAGAACGGAGUCGAAUUUUUGGACGAUGAAUCUGACGAGGAGGCCCAAGAAGAAAUGAACAACGCGAGAAAAUUGGAAAUAGAAGACGUAAAUAUAACGACAAGGAAGGGAGCAGAAGAUGCCCACAAUUUGUAUUCACAUGUGCGUCGCGGAAGAAUCGAAUUAAUUAUUUUCCGUUUUGUUUGA
Messenger RNA from Plasmodium fragile, 369 nucleotides. RefSeq names its product translation initiation factor eIF-1A. Bases 1 to 369 code for a protein of 122 amino acids. The record is from RefSeq and is a predicted model, not a curated record. NCBI's taxonomy places the organism in Eukaryota, Apicomplexa, Aconoidasida, Haemosporida, Plasmodiidae. Gene Ontology annotation, cellular component: cytoplasm. Gene Ontology annotation, molecular function: RNA binding; translation initiation factor activity. Gene Ontology annotation, biological process: translational initiation. The transcript has 3 exons.